UAUAUAUCUUGCUAGUUUCCACAUCCUCUCCAUCUAGGAUCCAAUUCCAUGUCACAGCCAAAAUACAGCAUGCGCUUAGUUCUUUGUUUAUUGUUGGUUUAUGUUCAUGCGGUAGUAAUCUUUGCGGCAAGCUCAGAUGGUCGUAGACCACAAUCACAAGAUUGGUUAAACCAUGGUGGAGAUUUGUUCAACAGAAGAUACGCUGAUAAAGAGUUUAAGAUCAGCCCUCAAACGGCACCGAACCUACGUUUGAAGUGGAAAUUCUAUGCAGGCAAAGAUAUCACUGCAACGCCAGCCAUAUAUGAUGGCACCCUUUAUUUUCCAAGCUGGAAUGGUUACAUCUAUGCAGUUAAAGAAGAUGAUGGAUCCCUUGUUUGGAAGCAGAACUUGGAGAAUCUGACAGGUAUAAAUGCACCUGGUUUUGUUCUCAAUAUAAAUUGGACAGUGUCAAGAUCAACUCCCACUGUUGCUGGGGAUUUAGUGAUUGUUGGAAUCUAUGGCCCUGCUGUUGUUAUUGGUCUCAAAAGAACAAGUGGUGAACUUGUGUGGAAGACCACUUUGGAUAAUCAUCCUGCAGCACUCAUCACCAUGUCUGGAACAUAUUACAACGGAAGUUACUAUGUCGGAACAUCUUCGUUAGAAGAAGGCGCAACCAUUGAGCAAUGCUGCAUAUUUCGAGGAAGUCUUGCAAAAUUUGAUGCUCAAUCUGGUGCCAUCGUGUGGAAGACCUAUAUGUUACCAGAUAACAAUAACACAAGAGGGGAAUAUGCAGGAGCUGCCAUUUGGGGUAGCAGUCCCUCCAUUGAUGUUAACAGAAACCAUGUCUACGUUGCCACUGGAAACCUCUAUUCUGCCCCGUCACAUAUACUUGAAUGUCAAGAAAGACAAAGUAAUCAAACUAAACCUACUGAACCAGAUGAGUGUGUUGAACCAGAAAACCACUCCAACUCAAUCUUGGCCCUUGAUUUGGACUCUGGGAAUAUUACAUGGUAUCGCCAGCUAGGAGGCUAUGAUGUGUGGUUCGCUGCAUGCAACAAUGCUUCAACUCCUAAUUGUCCUCCUUCAGGUCCCAUCCCCGAUGCUGAUUUUGGUGAGGCACCAAUGAUGUUUACUUCAUACGUAAAUGGAACCAAGAAAGACAUGGUUGUUGCCGUUCAGAAAAGUGGCUUUGCUUGGGCUUUAGAUCGCAACAAUGGCAACCUCGUCUGGUUUACGGAAGCUGGACCUGGUGGGCUUGCAGGAGGUGGAACAUGGGGUGCAGCAACAGAUGAAACGAGGGUUUACACCAACAUUGCAAAUUCCGGGGCCAAAAAUUUCACUCUUGCACCAUCAAACAUGACUACAACCGCUGGUGGGUGGGUGGCAAUGAAUUCCAGCAAUGGCAAGAUUCUAUGGUCCACAGCUAACCCUAGCAACAGCACUUCUUAUGGCCCUGUCAGUGUUGCAAAUGAAGUUGUCUUUGCUGGAUCUGUUGAUAAAAUGGGAUCCGUUUAUGCAAUCAAUGGCAAGAGUGGGAAGAUCUUGUGGUCCUAUGAAACCGGAGGAAGUGUCUACGGAGGCAUGUCAAUUAGCAACGGAUGCAUAUACGUGGGUCAUGGAUAUAAUGUAAGUUUGGGGUUUCCCAUAUUGACAGGUGGAACUUCACUCUUUGCCUUCUGUGUCGAUCUGAAGUAAUUUUUAUAUGUAUUGAAAUGUAUGGAUCGCUUUUAUCAAAAAUAAAGAAAUUCAGAAGUAUAUAUGUUUUGGUUUA
Messenger RNA from Cajanus cajan (pigeon pea), 1750 nucleotides. RefSeq lists its product as uncharacterized. The record is from RefSeq and is a predicted model, not a curated record. Lineage: Eukaryota; Viridiplantae; Streptophyta; Magnoliopsida; Fabales; Fabaceae.